ACAAAGGCGCUUUCCCAACCGGGUCAGAUAGGAAGCAACACUAUCCGGUGCAUUGGGCGACUGUGUCACACUUUCAGCUGGCGAGUUUGUCAUGCUGCUCUCAGCACACCUUUAACCUGCGGAUACAUGAAACAUACGGAUUACCGGGCACACACGCACGCAAGGGCUCGUUUGCUGUCGUUUCAGACACUGAUCUGAUAAUUUCUAAGCUUUUUUAGUGUUUAGUGAGAGAAAUUUGGGGAUAAGAUGGCGGAUGUGGCUCCGGCCGGCGUGGAGAAGAGUCUGGAUGACUUCUUCGCUAAGCGCGACAAGAAGAAAAAGAAGGAGAAGGGUAACGUUAAGGGAAAGGAGCAGGCAACCGGAGGAGCCGCAAUGGUGCUGAAAAAGACGAAAAAGGAGAAGGAGAAGUCGACGAAGAGUGAGAACCAGGACGCGCAGAUGGAAAAGGAGGAUGAGGAAUGGAAGGACUUUGAACAGAAGGAGGUGGACUACACUGGGCUCAGACUCCAGGCCCUGCAGAUGAGUGAUGAGAAGGAAGAGGAAGAGUACGAGAAGGAGGAAGUGGGUGAGGAUGGUGAGAUCAUCCUAGUCACUGGUGAUAAAAUCUCUGGACCCUGGAAUAAAUCAAGUGGCCCCCCUUCAGCUGCUCCGGUAGAGGAAGUUGAGGCUCCUGAGCCCAAAGCACCUGGCGUGUAUCGUCCCCCAGGGGCCCGGUUAACCUCUACUAAGAGAGGUCCUACUCAAGGGCCUCCGGAGAUCUUCAGUGAUGCCCAGUUCCCCUCUCUCCUCUCCACCGCCAGACACGUGGAGACUCGCAAGGACAGAGAGAUGGAGAAUACUUUCGAGGUGGUCAAGCAUAAGAGCCGGGUGAGAGAAGGUGAAGGCCCGGGCUCCAUGCAGCAACUACAGUUAGAUAAUCAGUAUGCCAUCCUGGGGGACAAAUAAAAGCCAUCUCCCCCACCCCCCCAAGCCUACUGCCAAUGGUAAAGUAAGACUUGCAGGGGGAAAAUGACCUGCAGCUGCCUGAUGCAGUCCUGACUGAGCUGGAGACGUCUGUGCCCAUUUACACACACACACACAC
Sinocyclocheilus anshuiensis is the source of this 1081-nucleotide messenger RNA. Its product is annotated as protein CDV3 homolog. The coding region runs from base 247 to 945 and encodes 232 amino acids. The record is from RefSeq and is a predicted model, not a curated record. The transcript has 5 exons. Gene Ontology annotation, cellular component: cytoplasm. NCBI's taxonomy places the organism in Eukaryota, Metazoa, Chordata, Actinopteri, Cypriniformes, Cyprinidae.